GAGCCCUGUGUGAAGCAGUGGGUGGUCCCAGCUGCUGAGGACCACUCCCUCGCACCGGUUCCCUCCCCUGCAUUCCCCUCCCUCUGCAAAACAGGAGUCCUACGCAGCUCCCUGUCCAACCUCUCUGCUCAGCCCAGACGUUCAGCCACACAGAAGAAAAAGUUAAAAUCAACUCACAUCAGAGAAGGGAGGGAGAGAGGGGGAGAAAACGCCCUGGAAACUUGGUUGAUCGAGAAAAAGGAAAGGAGUGACAGAAUCCUAACAGACUGCAAAGCUGUGAAGAAGUGCUUUUGGACUGGGGACUGGACACGUUUUUCCAGGAUGCUCAAGUUGGUGUGAGGCUUCUUGGGCGCACAGACUGCGCAAAGAAGUCAAGAAAGAAAAAACACAGCAGCAGACUGAAGCCCUUGGCAUUGCUUGAGCAAUCCAAGGGAAAACCCAGGAAGAGUUUCCCGUGCACCAGGGCUGCACUAGCGGAAAGCAAAAAAAAAGAUGGCUGAAGAGGAAGAAACCAGGGAAGUGCUCUUUCCAGACUGGGAGGGUCCAGACAAAACUGGCUUGACCAUUGAACAGUCAAGUGACGGAGACAUCUUUGUAAAGGAGGUGAAAGGAGAGUCACCUGCAGCGCGGUCUGGAAAAGUAUAUGAAGGUGACCAAAUUGUGGGAGCCACUAUUUACUUUGAUAACAUGAGCUCAGAAGAAACAGCUGAGCUGCUAAAGACAUUGAACCGCCACAAGGUUGGACUGAAACUACAAAACAAAGACAAAUCCCCUUGCUGCUCGCCCUUGAGCACACCAUGUCGUUCACCAAUGGGUACACUGACAUGGGAAGGGAAGACCCGGUUUGGAGGUUCUAGUCCAGACAUCAUCCUUAGUGGGGAUGAUGAAGACUAUAAGAGAAUAUACACAAAAAAAAUCAAACCAAGGCUGAAGUCUGAGGACCUUGCAGAAGGAGUAGAUGUUCGUACAGAGCGGCACAGCAGCACAAGCAGUGAUGGCAGCACGAUUACUACCAUCACCCGCCGCAUUACUACCUACACAGUGGAUAUGCCGAGUGGCAUAAGUGAGCAACCUGAAGUUUCAAGCCCAGAGUUCAAGGGGCCAAGGCACGAAUCUGCAGAUGGAUCUCCUCGUUUCAGAAUCUCACAUGGCAGCCCUUCAGGUAAAGAGGGAAUAGAAGAGGGAGUUUUCGAGUCAGGCAAUGUCUCUUACACUGGGCCACAUGUUAGCUCCACAGAGACACGAUGGGGCAGUGGGGCUAUUAAGACCACAACAAAUACAAGAGAGAUAGAAAAAGACAGAAGCGCAGGUCUCAGAUUUAAAGGACAAAACUUUGGAAUAACCGGUGGUAGCCAGGCAGGUUUUGAGAUCUCAAGAGGAAGUGGAGAGACAGGAGAUGGAAACACUCAGUUGUCUGAAGCAAGCAUGACACUAAGAGACAGCACAAACACUGGGAAUAAGCAUGUUACAAUAGGAGGGUUAGGAAGUGCAGAGGUAAUUGCUGCAGACGAGAAUGGAGGAUCAAUUAGUCUGUCUGUACCAGGGAAAGGAAUGCAGAUUUUGACUACAUCAAAUGAUAAAACACAGGAGGAAAGUCUUGACACCAGUUUAGGUGGGAGAACAAAGGUUAGGGUAUCUGAAAUCGCCAUCAAUCCCCCACAAGCAAAGGGAUCAGGUAGUAUUGAAAUUGCGAAUGUCAGACAUGGCGGAGGUUCCAUUGAUAUUGAUACUGAGUUGCGAGGUGGCAGAUCAGCAAUAACAAUAGGUAAUGUUACCUCUGGAUAUUCCUCAAGGCCUGCCAAGAUUUCAGUGGCAGGUGUGGAUGUAAGUGGUGUGCCAAAGACUGAGGGAGAAAUUAAGGCACCGAUAGUAGACUUCAAAGGUCCAGAUGUAAAUAUUGAGGGAAAUGAAACGGAUUUCAAAAUGCCUCAGAUAAAGAUUCCAUCAUUUGGUGCUCAUGGGGUUGCUAUUAAAGCACCAAAAGUUGAUUUUGAAAGCACUGAUGUAAAAAUCAAAGGAACCAAACCUGAAAUUGACAUUAAAGCACCAGACACUGAUGUCAAAACAACUGUGGUUAGCAUUAAAGGGGACAAAGUUGAUAUAGAUCGAUCAGAUGCAAACGUUAAUAUCCCAAAAUUGGAUAUUAACAUUGAGGGACAUGAAGCUGGACCCAGUGGUCUGAAAGACACAAAACUUGAAGGUGAUGUGACUGUACCAAGAAUGAAAGUAGGUCAAAUGAAUGUUAAACCUCCAGUAAUUGAUGCAAAACUGGAAGGUCCAAACAUUAACAUAUCAUCCAUUAAAGGAACAAAGAUGCCAGCUGUGGAUAUCACACUUGAAAGUCCACAAGCUAAAGGAGAUGUGGAUAUAAAAAAGCCAAAGAUUGAAGGAAAAAUAAAAGCACCUCAAGUGGAUUUCGGAGGUCCAAUUGUUAACCCUGAAAGUCACGAGGGACGCAAAAUGCCUGAAAUUGAAACACCAUCAUUCGGAAUGAAAGGUCCAAGGGUUGAAGGGCCACAAGUUGAAGUUCACAUUCCAAAAGCGGACAAUAUUAUGAAAGCUCCUGAAAUUAACAUUAAAACAAGGGAUGUUGACAUUAAGAGCCCCAGUGGUACUAUGACAGGAUCAAAAUUCAAUGUGUUUUCGGGACUGAAUGUUUCCGUGCCAAAAGUAGAUUUAAGUGGCAAAGGUUUGAAACUCAAAGGUGAUAUGGAUGUAUCAGCUAGUGAGAGAGAGGGAGACAGAACAAAACCUGGGAUUAACAUCAAAGGUCCAGAGGUUGACAUUGAAGGGCCGAAUAGUGAAUUUGAAAUGCCUAAAAUCAAAAUGCCAUCUAAGGCACCAGAUAUUCAAGGCCCUGAUGCAAAAAUCAAGGGAUUUAAAGUUAAUAUGCCAUCCAUAAAAGGACCAAAGAUGCCAGGUGUUGACAUCAAACUACAUGCUCCAAAAGUCAAAGAAGAUGUGGGAGACAUAAAUGCUCCUGAGGUGGACAUUGAAGAAGCAAAUAUUGAUGUAACCCUUCCCAAAGCUAACAUUCAUGUUGAAGAUCCUGACAUUGACAUCAAAUCACCAGAGGUACAUAUUGAAGGACCAAAACUCAAAGGGUCUAAAUUGAAUAUGCCAACAAUAUCAGGACCAAGCAUCUCCAUACAAGGUUUGGAUAAAAAACUCAAAGAUCCAAAACUAAAAAGUGAUGUGGAUGUGUCAGGUCCAAAGAUAGGAGACAUCAAAACACCUGAUGUUGUGAUCAAAACUCCAGAAGUUGAUAUUGAAGGGCCUACGGGGGGUUUUGAAAUCUCGAAAAUGAAGAUGCCCUCUUUUAACAUUAAAGGUCUAAAAUUGGACAGUCCAGAUGUUGAUGUAAAUCUUCCAAAAGCUACAAUUGAUGGGAAAGUACCUGAUGCUGACAUGAAAGCCUCACAGAUUGACAUCGAAGUCCCUGAUGCAAAAGUUACAGGACCCAAAUUCAAAAUUCCAACUGUUAAAGGUCCAAAGAUCCCAAAUCUUGACAUUAAACUAAAAGGUCCUAAAGUUGAGGGAAAUGUGGAUGCUUCACUUCCAAAGAUUGAAGGAGGCAUAACAGCUUCGGACGUGGACAUUGAAGGAGAAGGAUUUGAUAUUGAGGGCAAAAAAGGUGGAUUUAAAAUGCCUUCACUCAACAUAAAGGGUCCAAAAAUAGAGGGCCCAGAUGGUGAUAUGUCCCUUCCAAAAGCGAAGGUUGAUGUUCCAGCUUCUGACAUUGACAUCAAAUUACCCUUACUGAAAGGGCCCACACUCAAAGGUGCUGUGGAUGUGUCAGUUCCAAAGAUUGAAGGAGACAUCAAAACACCUGAUGUUGAUAUCAAAGGUCCAGAGAUUGAUAUUGGAGGGCCCAAGGUUGGAUUUGAAAUGCCGAAAAUCAAAAUGCCAACAUUUGGUAUUGAAUCCCCUGAGUUGGAUGUCAAAGGACUGGAAAUUGACAUUGAAAGUAAGAGUGGAAAAAUCAAAGGUCCCAAAUUCAACAUGCCAGAAGUUUCAGGACCGAAGAUAUCCAUGCCAAAUGUCGACUUUAACCCAAAAGCUCCCAAACACAGCGUUGAUGUGGAUGUGUCAGUUCCAAAAAUUGAUGGGCCUGAUGUAACAGUUGAUGUUCCAGAGAUUGGGACAAAGAAAACUAAAUUUAAAAUGCCAAAGUUUGGAUUUAAGGGACCAAAAGUAAAGGCCCCAGAGACUGAUGUGAAAAUGGUACAAGGGGACAUCAGCAUCAAGGAAAAGAAUGGAAGCUCUGAAGGUCUUGAUGUUGACCUGGGACUGACUGGUCCAAAAACUAAAGGUCCAAAAUUCAAGCUGCCAAAAUUUGGUUUCAAAGGACCAAAGGCUGAAAUGCCAGAAGUUGACAUUAAUCUUUCAAAUGCUGGCACUGAUAUUAAAACACCAUGUGUUGAAAUCGAAGGACCAGAUGUUGACAUUGAGAGUUCUAGUGGUAAGGUCAGGGUACCUAAACCUAAAAUGCCAACAAUCUCUGGACCAAAUAUCAAUGUAACAGAUGUGGAUUUAAAUCUGAAAGGGCCCAGAUUUAAAGGUGAUAUGGAUAUGUCACUUCCAAAGAUCGAAGGAGACAUAAAAGCACCUGGUGUUGAAAUCAAAUCUCCAGAGAUUGAUAUUGAAGGGCCUAAGGGUGCAUUUGAAAUGCCAAAAAUCAAAAUGCCUUACUUUGGGAUCAAGAGUCCUAAAUUGGAGGGUCUAGAUGUUGAUGUAAACCUUCCAAAAGCUAAUAUAGAUGUUAACAUACCUAAGGUUGACAUUGAAGGUCCUGAUGCAAAACUCAAAGGGCCUGGAUUCAACAUGCCAAGUGUUUCAGAACCAAAACUCUCCAUGCCCGGUGUGGAUUUCAAUCUGAAAGGUUCCACUCCUAAAGGUGGUGUUGAUGUUGCACUUCCAAAGAUCGAAGGAGACAUGAAAGCACCUGGUAUUGAUAUCAAAGCUGCAGAGAUUGAUAUUGAAAGGCCCAAGGGUGGAUUUGGAAUGCCAAAAAUAAAAAUGCCUUCUUCUAAAAUUAAAGGCACAAAAUUGGAGUGUCCAGAUGUGGAUGUAAACCUUCCAAAAGCUAAUAUUGAUGUUAACGUACCUGAGGUUGACAUUAAAGGGACAGACAUUGACAUUGAAGGUCCUGAUGCAAAACUCAAAGGACCCAAGAUUAAAAUGCCAUCACUUACGGGACCCAAACUUCCAGAGUGGGAUCUUGGUCUAAAGGGGCCCAAAAUGAAGGGAGAUGUUGAUGUGUCUGUUCCAAAGAUCGAA
Molecule: messenger RNA, 5280 nt
Organism: Paralichthys olivaceus (Japanese flounder)
Lineage: Eukaryota; Metazoa; Chordata; Actinopteri; Pleuronectiformes; Paralichthyidae
Gene: ahnak
Product: AHNAK nucleoprotein
Biological process (GO): regulation of RNA splicing
Cellular component (GO): costamere; cytoplasm; nucleus
Molecular function (GO): protein binding
Source: RefSeq, a predicted model, not a curated record